GGCCGUUAAACUUCACCCGUCACUCCAUAAUCGAAUAUAAGAGCCCCGUCUUUUUGGCUGCAGUUUAAGCUAUAAAAACCAGGCAUAAGAAAAGUAAGGCUCUAAGGCUCUGCCACAUCUUUCUAGCCAUCCAAGUACUCUUGAUUACAGUCUUGUCAUCCUAUUGGCCCUACAUAGAAUUACAGCUCGAGGAAAGCCGACAUCUCUCCGUUUGAACACACUGCAAAACUUCUCUUGCCGUUUCCAAGGUAAAACUCUGGAAGUUGGGCAGGUCAAAGUCUCCUCCAAGUUGUCCAAGUCAAUAGUGAAAUAAAAAAAAGCCUAACUUUUCCCAGAAAACCAGUCCUUUCGUUCUCACCUCUUAAAUUCCUGCCCACAUUUGAAUUUAUAUAUAGCAAACAAGCACGACACACCUCCACCAAUUGCUACCUUGAACAUUUAGACAAAAUGGGAUUUGCUAUAAUUCCAAUGUGUCUGCUCUUCUACUCUUCUUUCACCACCAUAUCAGUAGCCCAGCAAGCAUUCAGGUGCACAGAACGAACCACAUGUCGUUCUUUGGUUGGUUACAAGUCCCCUAACACGACCUCCAUCUCCUCCAUCCAGAAACUCUUUGGUGUCAAAAACCUACACACUCUUCUAGGAGCAAACAACCUUCCUCCUUCAACCUUACCAAACCACAUGAUCCAAGAGCAGCAAGUAAUAAAAAUCCCAAUCCCAUGCAUAUGUUUUAAUGGGACAGGUGCCUCAAACAGGAUGCCCAUUUACACAGUCCAACCAGAUGAUGGGCUGUAUUAUAUUGCAAACAAUGUCUUCAUGGGCUUGCUUACAUACCAAAGAAUCCAACAAGUUAAUAGGAUAGGAAACGCUGAUGUGAUCGAGGUGGGUCAGGAGCUCUGGAUCCCACUUUCAUGUAGCUGUGAGGAAGUGGAUGGCGAGAGAGUUGUACAUUAUGCACACUUGGUGGAAGAAGGGAGCACCGUGGAAGAGAUCGCAGAAAAGUUCGGGACAACUAGUGACACACUGUAUAGGCUUAAUGGGAUUGCUAAUGACAGUCAACUCAUCGCAGCAACUGCAUUUGAUGUUCCUCUUAAAGCUUGUAAUUCAUCGGUGAGAAGUGACUCUGUGGAUUCUCCAUUCCUUGUUCCUAAUAACACCUAUUUUUUCACUGCUAACAAUUGUGUGAAAUGCAAUUGUGAUGCCGCAAACAACUGGACAUUACAAUGCGAACCGUCCGGAAAUAAACCAUCCAGUUGGUCAACUUGUCCUGCUAUGCAAUGUGAAGGUGGCUUGUUAACAAUCGGCAACACUAGAACUUCUGGUUGCAACACCACAACCUGUGCCUAUGCCGGUUUUAGCACGGAUCAAAACAUCUCAACAACUCUAGCCACACAGUCUACUUGUCCAGUUACCACAGGUCCCGGCGCAAGUCCUGGCAAUUUCGCUUCAAGGAUUGGUCUGAGUAGGAACUACUUGUUCAUCUAUAUUCACAUGAUUCUGCUUCUUGUAUAUCUUCUUUAAUUAGUACGAAACGGUGCUUCUCCCUGGUUGUUUUCUUUUUUUGGUUUAUUAAGGGGAUGUAAGAAUACAAUUUCUUGAUGUGGGGUCAUAUGAGUAAUCAUUUAUUCAACAAAUAAAGAAUGAUGAAGGCAUUGCUAGCUUUAGAUUCU
This is a messenger RNA of Populus euphratica (Euphrates poplar), 1667 nucleotides long. Its product is annotated as lysM domain-containing GPI-anchored protein 2-like. Bases 448 to 1518 code for a protein of 356 amino acids. Lineage: Eukaryota; Viridiplantae; Streptophyta; Magnoliopsida; Malpighiales; Salicaceae. The record is from RefSeq and is a predicted model, not a curated record. The transcript is spliced from 4 exons.